Messenger RNA from Daldinia caldariorum, 588 nucleotides. RefSeq names its product RNA polymerase III subunit Rpc25-domain-containing protein. The coding region runs from base 1 to 588 and encodes 195 amino acids. The record is from RefSeq and is a predicted model, not a curated record. Gene Ontology annotation, cellular component: RNA polymerase III complex. Gene Ontology annotation, biological process: transcription initiation at RNA polymerase III promoter; DNA-templated transcription. NCBI's taxonomy places the organism in Eukaryota, Fungi, Ascomycota, Sordariomycetes, Xylariales, Hypoxylaceae. The transcript is spliced from 5 exons.
AUGUUUAUUCUGACGAAAAUCGCCGAUCUGGUGCAGAUCAGGCCGGACAAUUUUGAGAAGCCCAGCCACAUCGCGAUUGAAGAUAGCAUCAAUGCGAAGUACGCAAACCGAGUAAUCCAGAAGAUCGGUCUUUGCAUUUGCAUGUAUGAUCUGCUAUGGGCAUCCGAAGGCCUGAUCGGACAUGGAAGUGGAAUGGUUAAUGUCAAUGUCGAAUUUCGUAUGAUCGUCUUUAGACCCUUUAAGGGCGAGACUAUAUUUGGGAGAAUCAGUGAAGCUACGCAGGACGGAAUCCACAUCCGCACUGAUUUUUUCGAAGAUAUAUUUGUCGAGUAUAAGGAGUUGCCCGAAAACACGCAAUACAACCAUAAUGAAAAGGCUUGGACUUGGAUCUACGACCCGGAUGGCGAUCCGAUGUGGUAUGACAAGAACGAGAUGGUCCGCCUCCAGGUGAUCGAGGAGGAAUGGCACGAUCAGACGCCCGAGAGCGCUGAGGAAGAGGCAGUCGACAAAGCCAAGAAGUUGUCCCCUUACCGCAUCAAAGGGACUAUGAUGAAAGAAGGUCUCGGGGUCUGUCUGUGGUGGGAGUGA